CCCUAACCCGUCGUGGUGCCUUUGUCCUUUCCCCUUCUUCUUGCCCAUUCCGUCCAUCGCUUGCUCGCCUGCCUGCCUGCCUGCUUUCCCCCGCCAAUCUUCUCUCUGCUGCCUGUCUCCUUCCUGCUCCAUUUCCUGCAUCUCUCUUUCUCCGUCUCUGUCCCUUCCUUCCUUCCUUCCUGCCAGGCAGCCAGCGGCUGCCCAUCCAUCCAUCCAUCCCUCCCGUCCUCGGUCCGUCCACCAUCCCUCCAUCUCUCUCUCGCCCGCUCUCGCUCCCUCCUCCUCCUCCUCCUCUCCCCAGCACGGGAUUGUGGGAGGAAGCGGAGCGGAGCGCAGACAGACGCCCAGCGAACAUGGCUGCACCAUGAGCCGCCUCCCAGAGGCUCGCCGCCGCCGCCGCCUCCUCCUCCAGCCGCCCCAGCGCCAGCGCCAGCCCGUGGCUUGAGCCGAGGCCGAGCGGGGGAGCGCCUCGGCCGAGGGGGGGAGGCGGAGGCGGAGGAGGGAACCCCCCUCCCCGAUCCCCCCGAUCCCCCCCCUCGACCGCCGCCGCCGCCGCCGCCGCGGGGGGAGGCGCAGGGGGGGCCCCAGACCGAGAGCCGAGAGACGGACCGACGGACCAAGGCCGGCCCCAGGCGCCCGCUCCCCGGCGCCCCCUCCCCAUGGAUAGGAACUACCCCAGCGCCGGUUUCGGGGAUCCGCUGGGCGCCGGCCCGGGAUGGAGCUACGAGCGCUCGGCCAAGGCCAGCUUGGUGUACGGCGGAUCCCGAAGCUCACACCCAGACACAGAUAUCUUGCACCGCCAAGCAUACGCCACCCCUCAUCCUUUACAGGGCUACGCCACAAACCACCACCCGGCAGGUCUCUCUGGCCUAUUCGAGACAGGGCUCCACCAUGCCAGCAGUGCCACCCCGGACGCCUCUGUCAUGAACCUCAUCUCGGCGCUGGAGUCGCGGGCACCGCAGCCUGGCCCUUCCGCUUCCUCCCUGCUCUCCCAGUUCCGGACCCCAUCCUGGCAAACAGCCAUGCACACUCCAGCGCCAGCCGAACUCUUCAUCUCGGGGGCCCUUCCAGGUUCCGGCACCUUCCCCUCAUCGUCAGCCCUCUCUGCUUACCAGCACCCCGCCUCUUUCAGCGGACGCAGCUUCCCCGUCACCUCCUCACUCACCCUGCAGGACGCCACGUUCAGUCCCACCUCCAACGGCCUCUUGUCCCCUCACGACCCCUUGCUUCACAUCAAAUCCUCUCAGCCCAGCGUCCCUUCGUCCCUCAGCUUUGACCGGCUGGGCAGUGCAGUGUUGGGCACAGGCUUGCCCUCUCAGAGCUCCGCGUACCGCAGUGCUCAAGAAUCCGCUUCGCGGCAUCUCCCAUCCCAGUUCAACCUCCUGUCAUCCUCGCUGGGGCCGUCGGACCAGACGUCCCAGCUUUAUAACACCUCUGUCUUCUCCAGCUCACCUGCCUCCUCCAUCGAGCGGGCGAUUCCCCGGCAAGAUAGCGUGAUCAAACAUUACCAGAGGCCCUCCAGUGCCCAACCGCAGCUACCUGCCGCCCACUCCCUCCAGCACUACCUGAGCUGUGGAGGUAGCUACCAGCAGAUGCCCCACCGCUCCAGUCUGUCCUGUAGUCCCCUGGGUGAGCAGUCCCCCGCCAGCAGCGAAGGUUCUCAGCAGCAGAAGACUCCUCAGGCCACACGGCAAGAACCUUCCCAAAGUUACCGUCCCAUCAUCCAGUCCCCUGGCUACUCCGGCACAGCCUCCUCUUCCAAAUCCAAGAGCUACUCGGCCUCCCGCCAGCCACCCCGUUCCACAGCCACGCCCAAGUGCCAAAGCAACUAUAGUUCAUCCACGCCCAAGCCCAGCUCCGUCAUUGCAAGCCAGUCCCAGGCCUACUCGCCCGGGCAGCCCCAGAGCCUGCUUUCCAUGAGCCAAACGCAGAGCUACUCUGUCAGCCAGCCGCAGAAUCUGUCUUCGGUCAGCCAGGCCUCACAAGGCUUCAGCAGCAGCCAAGCCCAAGACCUCACGAGUGUGAGCAAGGCCCAGAGUUACUCAACAGCAGGGCAGGCCCAGCAGGGUCAGGCCGGUCAAGGCGGGCAAGGACUACAAACGUGUCAGAAUCAAACUUACUCACCUGAGCAGCUGCAGGGCUUGUCAUCUGUCGGGUACAGUGUCCAGGCCGAGCCACACGUCUCUGUCAGCCAGACACCAAGUUACGUACCGGCACAUUCACAAGGCAUGCCCACGGCCAGCCCGUCACUGAGUUACAGCACUGGCCACUCGCCCGCGAUGCCAGGGCACAGCCAGUCCAUCGGCUAUUCACACAGCCAGAAUCUUCCAGAUGCGAGCCCUUCCCAGAUCAUUCGGCCUCUCCAAUCGCCCACCACGAACCGGCCCCAGAGUGUGGCAUCACCUGGGCAGUCUCAGAAGUAUUUGACUUCUGUGUUGUCUCCUUCCUUCAUGCAGACGGCUCACACCCAGAGCUACCAGAGUUCCCAAGGAGGAAUGGAGAGGGCGUCAUCGUAUGGUAAAGCCAAGGCCGACUCGGACCUGCUGUCGUCCGAGCGAACGGAAGACGAGGAAUUCUUGAUCCAGCACCUGCUGCAGUCGCAGAGCCCACCAAGAGUGCCCAAUGAAGGCAUGGUAGAAUGCGAAGAGCGGGCUGGUAAAGGGAUGGGGUAUGAGCUGAGCAAGACAGAGGAGCGCUACCACCUGCAGAGUGUCAUCCGGACCAACUCCAACUUGGACAACCAAGGCCUCGAGAUGUCCCUGCAGAGCCUAAAGGACAAGAAGAAAGGAGAGAGGCCCAAGGAGUACCCGCACACACGCUCCACGCCAGAGUCCUUGGCCACCUCCGUUGUCCACUACAGCCAUCAGGCUGGCUCCAUGGACUCUUACGGACAGGACAUAAAGAAGUCGGUGGAGCAGCACCUCCAGGGUGGUCACAUGGACGCUGGCGGCAAAGAGAUGUCCCAGGCCCACUCGUACCUGCAGAAAACGCCUGAACAUGCCUCCCAGCCUCACCCCAUGGAGUCCCAUGGACUGAUGCCUGGGCAGCAGGGUGGCACGUUGAUGUUGGACUCCCCUCCCGAUCUGCCCUCCCUCUCCCUUUCGCAGCAGCAGCAGCAACAGCAGCAGUCUCAGCUGCUCCAGUCGGUGCUCACUCACACCCAGAGCCAGCUGCACUCCCGUGGGAAGGUUCGCACCCCACUGGACGUCCACCUGAUGGAGCCUCAGCGCAUGCACCAGGCCGAAGCGCCCUCGCCACAGCUGCAGAUGCAGGCCUUGGAAGCCCACCUGCACCAAGCUCACGUGCGUUCCCAGAGCAUGGAGGCGCAGCUCCUUGAACCUCAGCAGUCCCCGCAGCUCCAAGGCCAGCUGCAGACAGAAAGAAUGCAGUCUGAGGGCAUGGAGGUGAUGCCGCAGGGCAACCUCUCCCAGUCUCAAGAGAUCCAGGACUUCUUGGAGCCCGAGUUGAGUUUGGAAUCCCACCUGGGGCAAAGUGGGGCAGUCCAGACUCAGCAGCAUCUCCUUCCUGAUGCCAGCUUGGACCCAGAUUCCUCUCAGCAAGUCCCUCAAGGCCAGCUGGAGGGCAAGGACCAGUUUGAGAGCCCCAGCCCCCAAGGGGCCAAGCAGCGCUUUGUCCCCCUGACUUCCAUCUGCUUCCCGGACUCUUUGUUGCAAGACGAAGACCGUAGCUUCUUCCCGGGCAUGGAGGACAUGUUUGGGCCUCCCCCUUGUGCUGGGGAUGAGUUCCCUAAGCCAGACGAUGGCACCCAGGGCAUGGAGAGGGGCGAGGGGAUGAAAGGGGGUGGCUAUGACAUGAUGCCAGGAGGACAAGGGUACCAGAGCUACUGCCCCUCGGAAAGUGGGGAUGGGCAGCACUUGGGGUUGGAUUCCGUGUCGGUGAAGCACGAGCUGCCUUCGACAGUCAAUACAGAGCAGCUGGGCCUCAUUCAGUCUGGCCAGCACGGGACGGCUCCCGUUUCUGAAUCCAAGUCGGGUCUGACGUCGCCGAUUUUUUGCUCCUCCAAGCCCAAGAAGCUGCUGAAGACCUCCUCGUUCCAUUUGCUCAAGAAGCGGGAGCCGCCUUUCCAGCCCCCUAAAAAGAACUAUGCCCAGGAGUAUGAGUUUGAAGACGACGAGGACAAAGAGGACGUGCCAGCCGACAUCCGUCUCAAUAGCCGCCGCUUGCCCGACCUCCUGCCUGACCUCAUUUCUAGCUGCCGGACCAACCGGACCAGCCUCAGCCCUAUGGGCGACAUAGACUUCUGCCCGCCUAACAGUGGCCUCAUGGAGGGGCCCAAACGCCGAGGCCGCAAGCCCACCAAGCCCAAGCGAGAGGGCCCGCCUCGCCCCCGCGGGAGGCCUCGCAUCCGGCCCCUAACUGAACCGCCCCAUGGCGUAGCUCAUGACGGCACCAAGAAACCCCGUGGCCGGGGGAGAGGGAGGGGCAAGAAAGCCGGGGAGGAGGGGGUUGAGCCAGGAGCAGGCUUGGAGUCCCUCAAACCGCUCAAGAUCAAACUGCCAGUCCCCAAAGGUUUGGAGGGGUCCCAGUUGGAGGCUCCUACCCCAUCUCAUCAGCCCACUCAAGAGAGCAGUUUGGACAGUAGUCAGACCCGUGAGAAAAUCAAGCAGAAGAUCAAGGAGGUGGAAGAGAAACAGCCUGAGAUGAAGUCAGGGUUCAUGGCAUCCUUUCUGGACUUUCUGAAGUCAGGCAAGCGUCAGACGCUGCCGUCGUCCUCCUCCUCCUCGUCAACCACAGUUGGGCCCCCCGGUGCCACGGCUACAGUGGCCUCUUCUUCAGGUAGCCCCUCCAAGACGCCCCGCCCCCCGUCAGCUACAUCCUCCUCCUCUUCCUCCCAGCCUCCACCUCCCUUCAGCAUGGCCCCCCCAAUGCUGCCUGGAGGUUUGGAUGGGCCAGAGGGGGACCCAGCUGGGCUUGUGAUGAGUUGUACCAGCCCCUGCAAGCGGCUCGAUGAGGAGCUGAAGCGUAACCUCGAGACACUGCCCUCGUUCUCAUCUGAUGAGGAAGACUCUGUCAGUAAGAACCAGGAUCUCCAAAAGAGCAUUUCCUCGGCCAUCUCGGCACUCUAUGACCCCACCGACCGCAAGGAGGGAGAACCCAGUGAUGUGCCACCUGUGGAGGAGAAGGCUCCCAGCCCCGCUCCUUCUAUGGAGGCAGAAACGCAGCACGAGUUGCCUCCACCACCCAUUUCCCCAGCUCCCUCACCUAAGGAGGCUCCACCUGUCCCCGAAGAGCCACCGGCCCCUAGCCCUGAGCCUGAGGAUCCCGAGGACACACGGCCCCUUCAUCUUGCCAAGAAGCAGGAGACGGCAGCCAUUUGUGGGGAGACGGAUGAAGAAGAGGUGGAGAGUGGCGGGGAGGGGAUCUUCCGCGAGCGUGAUGAGUUUGUCAUACGUGUUGAGGAUGUCCAGGCUCUCAAGCUUGCCCUUCAGACUGGACGGGAGCCACCCCCCAUUUGGCGGGUACAGAAAGCUUUGCUGCAGAAGUUCACCCCUGAAAUCAAGGAUGGGCAGCGUCAGUUUUGUGCUACCAGCAAUUAUCUGGGCUAUUUUGGCGAUGCCAAGAACCGGUAUCAACGACUGUACGUUAAGUUCUUGGAGAACAUCAACAAGAAGGAUUAUGUGCGUGUCUGCUCCAAGAAGCCUUGGCACCGGCCUCUGCAAACUGUCAGGAGACAAAGCCAGCCCAAGGCCUCUGGCCCAAAGGCCCCAGUUGCGGCCAAAAUUGAGAAAGUUGAGAAGCUGGAAGUCUCAGAGAAGGCUGAGAAACCGGACAAGCCAACCAAGGCUGAAAAGCCCCCCAAGGCUGAAAAAGCAGACAAAACGGAGAAGCCUCCCAAGGCUGAGAAAGGCCCUAAGGUGGAAAAGCCCGCUAAGAUGGAGAAGUCCGAAAAGCCCCCCAAGGCAGAAAAACUAGCCAAGGCAGAGAAGCCCCCCAAAGUGGAGAAAACUGACCCCCCUGUGCCUGUGCCCCCAAAAGCUGCCCCAACCAGUGGGACAUCUAAACCCAAAUCUAAGCCAGCCAAGGUGAAAGCUGAGCCGCCUCCCAAGAAGAGGAAAAAAUGGCUUAAGGAGGCAGCAUCCUCAUCUGACUCGGAUUCCAGCCCUGACCAGCAGAGCGAGGAGGAGCGUGUGCCGACGGGCCGCAUUCUAAACACACGAGCAAUGAAGGAGAUGUACCGUAGCUAUGUGGAAAUGCUGGUCAGCACUGCCCUCGAUCCAGACAUGAUCCAAGCUCUUGAGGACACAAAUGAUGAACUUUAUCUCCCGCCCAUGAGGAAGAUUGAUGGGAUAUUGAACGAUCACAAGAAAAAGGUGCUGAAGAGAGUGUCUCUUAAUCCAUCACUACAGGAGGCACUCCACACGUUUCCUCAACUCCACGCCGAGACAUGUGACACCACAGUCAAGUUACGCCCAGGUGGUGAACCUUACAACCGCAAGACACUCAACAAACUCAAGAAGAAUGUAUCCAAACCGCAGGAAUUCAGUGUGGAAGUGGAGAAGUCCUUUUUCUACACUCUGUACCAUUCCCUUCACCACUACAAGUACCACACCUUUCUGCGUUGUAAGGAUGAGACAACAGCGAUUGAGGGUCAGGAUGAAGACCUGGGCCAGGAGGAGGUGGUGCAGCAGUGCAUGCGCAACCAGCCGUGGCUAGAGAAACUGUUUGACUCCUUCAGCGAGUUGCUGACUCAGGCGCAAAACAAGUGCGCGUGACGCAGCCGCCAGAGCCACGCCCCGGGAGGGGCCGCGUGACGCCCGCCCCUCUGCAGAGCCAGAGCAGGAAGUGGGGAGAGGAAGGUCGAGGGGUACCAUUACAGGCAACGAGUUCAGACUCCGCUCACCACCACCACCACCACCCCUUCCCCCCCUUUUUUUCUCUUUUCCUCCUUUUUUGUUGUUUUUAAACAGGACCUUGGACAGGCCUUCAGCUUUGGUGGUGGGGUAUGGAAGCUUUGCGAUGGUAGAGAGAACGUGUUGAGGAAGGUUCUCAUCAAAUCUAGAAUGGUUGGACAAACCCCUUUUCCCUUUUGCCCUGGCUGUACAGAGAAAUAUUAUUUAUAUAUAAAUGUAUAAAUGUCUAAUUGAGCAGCCUUGCCCCCUGCUGUGGUGGGGUGAGAGUAGGAGAACCCAUAGGAAAGUCCAAGGAGUGGUGGUCUGUGCUUAGAGCUGGGAGGCUGGGGUCCAGGACUCCUAGGUUCCAUCGGGAGGAAGGGGGGCAGUGGGCGGGGGGCGGGGGGGGGAUAGUGCAAACAGGUGUGGGGUCCGGGUUCCUGGGUUCUGUCUUGCUUCUCUUCCAUCAGGACCUUCUCCUUCUCCUUAGGGAGACUCGCGAGAAUUGAGUGUGCGGGUUGGUGCAGUGGCCACCCUUUUUAUACAGUGUCUAGCUUCUACUACCCACAGUCUGAUCAGGCAAUAUGACCCCUCUUUCCCCCCUCUCCCGCCAUGCCCCCAAGCUACUCCAAUCCCAUCUCUGCCAAAUAACUUUUUUUUGGAGACACUCACCCACACAGUAGCAGCGAUCACUUCUGUACUCGUUUCCAGCAGGAAUAUUUAUUGCCAAGUUCCCCUUUCCCAACCACAACUGAUUUCAGAGAGUCCCACGCUCCCCCCAGAACACUCUUCUUCUUCCCCCACCCCUGCCCCUCAUGUCUUUGUGGGGCAAUUGCCGUUGGUGGAACUGCCAUGAGCCACUGAGUUUGGGGUCCUUUGGAUAUGUGGAGCAACUCCCCCCACUUCCCAGUAUUCCUUCUGAACAGACAAUGGUGAAUUGCCGGGGGCGGGGGAGCAUAGCCACACCCAGAACAACCUGUCUGUACCAAGAGUUCCUAAGACCACCCACCCCCCUUUCUAUAGACUGUAGAUUUUCUCGACUGGCCCCACAUGGGUCAGGGGAGGGGUGCUGUAGAGGGCUGUAAAUAGGUCCCUUGGUACCUGUUGGAUCUGAGCUGUGAGGGAAGGAUAACUUCUUUUUGUUUCUGUUUUGUUCUUUUCCUCCCUGUUUUGGUGUUUGACAAGGCAGGAUUCUGCUCCGCCCCCUCCCCCAGCUGUAUAUACUGUAUAGGAUAAAAAGUCUAUGUAUCAUAUUGUAUUUGACUAACUUGAACUUAACAAUGCGCAGGAGUUUCUUUCCUCUCCUCUCCUCUCACCUGUAGCUGUGACGUUCUUUGGUUUGGACUGAAACUUUCAUUAGGAGGUCGUUAUUUUUUUUAAAUCAUUAUUGUUGUUGUUGUUACUGAGGGGGAAGGGAGAUUCUGUGACACCCCUCUCCCCCGCCCCUUCUAAGCAAAGAUCUUUCGCUAACCCUGAGCUGAAAUGCUAAAAUAAACUCUGAUUAGAUAGAGGAUUAGGUCUUAGCCCUGCCUACCCACCUGUCAGUUCACAACUCCCAGAUUUCCCUGUAUCAUUCAGGCUACGAUCCUGGACAUGCUUGCUUGAGAGUAAGUGCCACUGAAUUCAGUGGGACUUACUGUGGAGUAAACAUGCAUAGGAUCAGCCUGCGUGUCAGUUCUUGCCUUGGCACGCACACACACAUACAGACACAUGCGUGCACACCCACCCACCUCAGCUUGUUCUUUCUGGAUCUUCCCAGUAACCUCCCAGAUCAAUCCCAUACCUGAAUGUACAUCGCCCCUACACCAGAUUCCCACUUCCCAGCCAACGUCUACCUCAUUCCUGCUCCCAGCUCUUCCCACCAUAUAUAUCCCAGUUUGAUUUCUCUGCGCCAACUCAACCUCCCCACGCUCCCGUUUUGCUUCCUCUCUUCUGUCUCUCAAAAGACCCAUGAAUUAGCCCAGUUUGAUUCCCCCCUCCUCCCUCUUCGUUCUUAUCUCAUUCCCAGUCGUUCUUGCCCUUCCUUCUUCCACCUUCCCAAAGAUUUCUCAUUCCUUUCCAGCAACCCAGAUUAAACCGGGCAUGUGAAAAGUCUCCAGCACACCUUUCAGUUUUCCAUGGGGGAGGCAUGAAAAGGUACUUGGAGGGGGGAGAGAAAUCCCACUUCUGAAGGGGUGGUCUUUUUGCUCCAGCAUAAAUUAUUUUGGACCCUAAAGAGCACAGAAACGUGUUGUGGGACUCCUCUGUUGAGUUUGGAGAAGAGUCAUUUCUAUCUAUACAACUCCCCACAUCCCUCUGGAUCCUGUUCUACCCCCCCCCCAAUUAUUUAUUGUGGAUGAAUAGAGGUUGGCAAGUGUGUAUGUGAGUGUGCAUGGGGGGUGGGUGGAAUUUGGUGUACAUGAGCUCCACUCAAAAUAGAGUGUUUUACAAGGGAAAGGGGGCUGACUGGUUUUCUUUUGGAUAUUUUAAAGCUUGCAAUUAGUUUUAACAGCUUUCCCUUACAAACUUGGUUACUGAUAGCUGUUGGACCUUAGAGGUGAAGGAUUGUAGCUUGAACCUGUGUGUGGAGGUGGGGUUAGUUGAACCAUGGGGUUUGGGUAAUGAGAGGGCAGAAUUGUUUCACAGUACAGGGUUAAUCUUUGAGGGACAUAGAGCCAUGACACCUCCUGGGACAACAGCUUUGCACCAUUAAUCUCAUGUGAACCUUGCUAAAGCGCUGCCCUUGGGCAGAGGAGCAGAGCAGCCAAACCCUGAGCACCCAGAAUUGGAGGAGCCCAGCUCCAAGUUGAUCUCUCUCUCUCUCUCUCUCUCUCUCUCUCUCUCACACACACACACACACACACACACACACACACACACACCUACCUGCUUCCUGUGAUGGGGAAAAAAGACUUUUCUCUCCUCCUCCCCUCCCCCUCCCCCAUUUGGAUCUCGGAAGGCCCCCUUUUUUACGACGUGUAUUUCUGUGUAUCUGUUCGCGCCUCAAGGGUAUUGUUCUGAGAUAUGGGAUUUGUGUUCUGUAUUAUUGGAUGUUCCUAUAUAUUUUUAUUGUUUAUUAUUAGUGUCUGAGACGUUUUUUUCUCUCAAUAUGUAAAACUCACAUUGUAUACUGUGUACACAACAAAAUGACAAAAAACACUUUUCUUUGCAAAAAUCAAAUGCCUGAUGCACAGCUUUGUUCAUUUUGUCGGGACGGGGCUGGCAGCUGCAAGGAAGGACAAAGAUACUCAGGCUGGGGUGUUGCUGGGUGCUCUUUGAACGAAGGACACAGGAAGCCUAGGAGUCCUGGCUUUCACACCUUCGAUCUCCACCACUACCACCCCAAGAAGCCUGGCACCCUGGCGCUGAGCUCCCAAGCCCUUGCCACUCGUGACACAUUCUUUCUCCACCUAUGGAGCCGAUGACCUCUGGCUCAGAUGAUCCUCUUGUACAACUCUCAACAGCCUAAUGUUGUGUUUAGACUCUGGACAGCCCAUUCCAGGUUCCAAGAAGUCUAAUUCAACAUUGGCCCAGCUUCCUGGAGUGAGCACUCCCUUCCUUUAUCUUCAGUGGGUGGCAUCCACAGUAUCGUGUGCAGAACGACUUUUUGAGGUUGUGGCAGUCUGCAAAGUUUUGCUACCGCUAGUUGAAGAGGAACCACCUGAAUGCAUCUUGCAUAAGGAGUUCUCCGUUUGCAUAGAUAUGGGCUUCUGCAAGAGGUUGCACUAGUGCAAGAGCUAGUCUGGCAUGCAGGUGAAUUUCUUUGUGCAGUUACUAUGCACUACAUCCUUACACUAGUGCAGUAGCCUGAAUAUUCCCACAAGAGUAUUCUGGAUGCUACCCAGUAUUCUUUCCUGCUGGAGGGAAGCGACACAUACAGAAUAAAGACAGCCCUUUCCUGUUCUGGGUUCUUUUUCUAUCUGUUCAAUACAGACCUUUUUGGCAGAAAUUGAAAUAUUGGAGAGGGAGGUGGGCUGGGACUUAAAUGCUAUAGGCUGGAGGUGAGGGAGGGACAAUCCCAUCAUUUCCUUAAACUCAUGAUAAGAGUAUUUCAGCCAUCCAACUCAAUAUUAAAAUAACGGAUUUUCCACUUGA
Molecule: messenger RNA, 10925 nt
Organism: Hemicordylus capensis (graceful crag lizard)
Lineage: Eukaryota; Metazoa; Chordata; Lepidosauria; Squamata; Cordylidae
Gene: PRR12
Product: proline rich 12
Exons: 14
Coding region: 660-6734 (2024 amino acids)
Source: RefSeq, a predicted model, not a curated record